Molecule: messenger RNA, 574 nt
Organism: Heteronotia binoei (common prickly gecko)
Lineage: Eukaryota; Metazoa; Chordata; Lepidosauria; Squamata; Gekkonidae
Product: caveolin-2-like
Exons: 3
Coding region: 46-537 (163 amino acids)
Biological process (GO): caveola assembly
Cellular component (GO): caveola
Molecular function (GO): molecular adaptor activity
Source: RefSeq, a predicted model, not a curated record
CCUGAACUCUCAGAGCUGACCUGAAAUCCACUCCUACCCUGCAAGAUGAUCCACGACGAAUAUUUGAUUGAGUGCAAAUUGGAUCCAGAAGAACCCCGACUGCAGGAUCCAGGAUCCAUGCCACUCCUGCCAUCCGUAGUUGACGUGCCACCCAAAGGAGAUACCCGGGACCCACGUGGGAUCAACCAGCACCUCAAGUUGGAAUUUUCCGACAUCCUUGCCGAACCAUCCUCGUUCCGUAGCUUCGACCGGGUCUGGACCUGGAGUGACAUCGUCUUUGAGAGCUCACGGCUCUGGUGCUACCGGAUCAUCUCGCUGUUGUGUGCCGUGCCUGUUUCCCUCUUCUCGGGCUUUCUGUUCGCCUGCCUCGGUUGCCUGCAUAUUUGGUGUGUGAUGCCCUGCAUCCAGCUGUGCACCAUGGCAAUGCCCCCCGUCCGCACCCUCUGGGCCAGCGUCCUGGACGUCAUCGUCGCCCCCCUCUUUGCCAGCCUGGGACGCUGCUGCAGCGCCAUCUACCUCACCGUCACCCAGAAGUAGCUCCCCAGGAGUCAAACCUGGCCUGCGAGAACUCUGU